GCCUGCGCAAGGUCUCUGCCGCCGGCUCGCAGCGCGUGGAGCCUCCUCCGCUCCGUGCGCAUCGGCUCGGCUUCGCCUCCCGGCGGCGGCGCGCGGCGCUCGCGUGUCAUGUCGUGGCUCUUCGGCAUCAAGGGCUCCAAGGGCGAAGGCGCAGGGCCGCCUCUGCCCCUGCCGCCCGCGCAGCCCGGGGUCGAGGGCGGCGGGGACCGCGGCGCAGGGGACCGGCCGGCGCCCAAGGACAAAUGGAGCAACUUCGACCCGACGGGCUUGGAGCGCGCGGCCAAGGCGGCGCGCGAGCUGGAGCACUCGCGACACGCCAAGGAGGCCCUGAAUCUGGCGCAGAUGCAGGAGCAGACACUUCAGCUGGAGCAGCAGUCCAGGAUCAAGGAGUAUGAGGCCGCCGUGGAGCAGCUGAAGAGCGAGCAGAUCCGUGUGCAGGCGGAGGAGAGGAGGAAGACCCUGAGCGAGGAGACACGGCAGCACCAGGCUAGAGCCCAGUACCAGGACAAGCUGGCCCGGCAGCGGUACGAGGACCAGCUGAAGCAGCAGCAACUUCUCAAUGAGGAGAAUUUACGGAAGCAGGAGGAGUCUGUGCAGAAGCAGGAGGCCCUGCGACGAGCCACGGUGGAGCGGGAGAUGGAGCUGCGGCACAAGAAUGAGAUGCUGCGGGUGGAGGCUGAGGCGCGGGCCCGGGCCAGGGCUGAGCGCGAGAAUGCCGACAUCACUCGUGAGCAGAUCCGCCUGAAGGCUGCGGAGCACCGCCAGACCAUCCUGGAGUCCAUCAGGACGGCUGGCACCCUGUUUGGUGAAGGUUUCCGUGCCUUUGUGACUGACUGGGACAAAGUGACAGCCACGGUGGCUGGGCUGACGCUGUUGGCCGUCGGGGUCUAUUCUGCCAAGAACGCCACGUCUGUCGCUGGGCGGUACUUCGAGGCCCGGCUGGGGAAGCCGUCCCUGGUGCGGGAAACCUCCCGUAUCACGGUGCUGGAGGCGCUGAGGCAUCCUGUGCAGGUCAGCAGGCGGCUCCUCAGUAAGCCUCAGGACGCGUUGGAGGGCGUCGUCCUCAGCCCCAGCCUGGAGGCCCGUGUGCGGGACAUUGCCAUUGCCACCAGGAACACCAAGAAGAAUAGGAGCCUGUACCGGAACAUUCUGAUGUACGGGCCGCCUGGGACCGGCAAGACUCUGUUUGCCAAGAAACUUGCGCUGCACUCGGGCAUGGACUACGCCAUCAUGACCGGUGGGGACGUGGCCCCCAUGGGGCGGGAUGGUGUGACUGCCAUGCACAAGGUCUUCGACUGGGCCAACACCAGUCGGCGAGGCCUCCUGCUCUUCGUGGAUGAAGCAGACGCCUUUCUCAGGAAGCGAGCAACCGAGAAGAUAAGCGAGGAUCUCAGGGCCACCCUGAACGCCUUCCUGCACCGGACAGGCCAACACAGCAGCAAGUUCAUGCUCGUCCUGGCCAGCAACCAGCCCGAGCAGUUUGACUGGGCCAUCAACGACCGCAUUGAUGAGAUGGUCAGCUUCGACCUGCCGCGGCAGGAGGAGCGGGAGCGCCUGGUGAGAAUGUAUUUUGACAAGUAUGUUCUUAAACCAGCCACAGAAGGAAAGCAGCGCUUGAAGCUGGCCCAGUUUGAUUACGGGAAGAAGUGCUCAGAGAUUGCACGCCUGACCGAGGGCAUGUCGGGCCGGGAGAUCUCCCAGCUUGCCGUGGCGUGGCAGGUGUGACGCGGUGUCCUACUUUCCUGCCCCAGCCACUCCCUCCACCCCCACCACGGGGAGACGGGCCAGGGCUGCCUGUGGUUUCACAUAUUGUGGUCCUUGCUGUCGUUCUGGUCCAAGUCAGAUGAGGCUCUGAAAUCAGCAGCAUGUCACACGGUCAUCCAGGUCCCACCAGCCCGAGCUCAGUGUCUCAGGAACCACUGGACUUUGUCCCGCGCUGGGGCCCAGGGCAGUUGGCACAGGCGACUGCAGAGGUAGAAAGCACAGGGGACACAGCUGGGUUGGGCGUGGAGCGUCCCAGGAGCUGCCUGUGGGCUCGUCGGAAGGCUCAGGACGUGAGGAGCCUGGACUGGCUGGCGUGAGGGGUCAGGCACCUCUUCCCCGGCUUCACACGGAGGGAGACCAUGGGUUUUGGGAUUGUCUGCUGGUGUGUGAGUGCCCUCGGGUGUCCUGGCUUUUAGUGCAGGUUUUCUGAGUCCCCCAGGUGGCUGGACUGUGGGAGUGGCUCAGGGCACACAGACUAAGUGGCCCUUGGUGUCCUAACACCCGGUUUUUCAUCUGAAGCGCCCAGCAGAAGUUCCAGGGAUGCUAGCUGACCCCCAGGAGCCUUGGGUGCAGCCACUCAGAUCGAGUUUCUCUGGUGGUGUUGCUGGGUGGUUUGUAUCUGUCGCCCUGUGACAACUCGGCCGUUGUCCGUUUGGGAUGAGUGUGUACUUUAUAAACUAAGCAGACAUCUGCCUGGGUUUGAAUGUCGCAGCCCAGUUACUUAGGGGGACCAUGUUAGAAAGAGCUGGGUUCUGCUGCUGUAACAGUCAGUCCCAGGUCGGAAGCUCUGCCCCAGUGUGGGUCAGCUGGGGGUUCUGCUCCAGGCGGGCCUCACAAGGAACUCCCAAGUUUGGCUCUGUUUCCACGACCAACAAAGUGGUCAACAGGAUGUCUUAGUCAGCAUGGGUGCUGUAACAAAAUGCCACAGGCAGCAGCAUAAACAGAUGUUUAUUCCCCACAGUUCUAGGGGCUGGAUGUUCCAGAUCAGGAUGGGUGGCGGGGGGUCCGAUGAAAGCUCUCUGGUGUAUUGGACACUGGUCCUGUAGGAUCAGGGAUCCACCCUUAAGACCUCUUCCAACCUUGAUAACUUCCUCAGGCCUCAUCUCCAGAUCCAGCCGUGCAGGAGAAAGGGCUUCCGCGUGAGUUUUCAAGGGAGACACAGGCGUUCAGUCCCAGUGGUUGGAGGCGGUGGGUGCUCUCCCUGGGUUCUGGUCCUGACACCAGCGUGUAUCCAGUCACUAUCGGUCAGCUCCGCCUGAGGCCUGUCUCCUCCCUGCUCACGGAAGGAGCCAAAAUGUCAGGGGUUCCACCACCUUGGAGAGAAUGUGGUGGGGUGUCUUCCUUUGUGGCCCCAGGUGCACAGGGCUGGGCUGCUGUGGCCGCUUCUGCCCACCUGCCUGUCCCCCUGGGCUAGACGGCCCGUGACAACCAUGCUCCUCCUCCCGAAGCCCGCCCUGCCAGUGUCGCAUGGACCCAGUGCAGCUGCCACCCCCGUGAGAUGGUCUUGCUAGUGCAGUUCAUGCUUCUUACCACCUGGAGUCACCUGUCAUGGAGACUUACUGCUUUUUUUUAAACAUAGAAUUCACCAUCUCAACCAUUUUUAAGGGCACAGCUCAGGGGCAUUCAGCACAUUCACGUUGUGAGCUGUCACCACUAUCCAUCUCCAGAACCUUCUCAUCUCCCCAAACUGAAACUCUGUCCCCAUGAAACACAACUCCCCAGCCCCUCCUGCUUCCCGUCCAUGUGUGUCUGACUCCUCCAGGGCCCCGAUGAGGAGUCACGCACGUUUGUAUGAUGUUGAUAAUUGGCUUGUUUCACUGAGCACCGCAUCCUCGAGGUCCACCACCGUGUGGCAGGUGUCAUUCUCCUUCCUUGUCGGGGCUGCCUGAUCCCCCGGAGUACAGGGGUGCACCGCGGUCACCUGGCUGUCCGCAGAGGGACACUCAGCUGCUGCUGCCUCACCCAGCUGUUGUGAGUGGUGCUGCUGUGACUGUGGGUGCACAGAGGUCUCUUCCAGGCCCUGC
Messenger RNA from Vicugna pacos (alpaca), 3788 nucleotides. The record is from RefSeq and is a predicted model, not a curated record. Lineage: Eukaryota; Metazoa; Chordata; Mammalia; Artiodactyla; Camelidae.